Molecule: messenger RNA, 941 nt
Organism: Phodopus roborovskii (desert hamster)
Lineage: Eukaryota; Metazoa; Chordata; Mammalia; Rodentia; Cricetidae
Gene: Pla2g5
Product: phospholipase A2 group V
Exons: 6
Coding region: 228-641 (137 amino acids)
Biological process (GO): phospholipid metabolic process; lipid catabolic process; negative regulation of T cell proliferation
Molecular function (GO): phospholipid binding; calcium ion binding
Source: RefSeq, a predicted model, not a curated record
GCUCCUGCUCUCCUGGCUCAGACCCAGCAUGCAGAGAUGCUCUGGCCUCUCCAGUGGCUUCAGCAGCAUUGAUUUCUCCUCCACUGUCCCUGGAGCCAUCCCAACUGCAGCAUCUGUGUUCAGACUCCUGGCCAGGACAGCACUGAGACCUUCUGACAGUCAAGGCACUUAGCAGCCUCUCAGGUCCUGGGGAUUGGACACAGGUGGUCAGAUUUGGAGAACCCGAGAUGAAGGGCCUCCUCACACUGGCUUGGUUCCUGGCUUGCAGUGUGCCUGCAGUGCCAGGGGGCUUGCUAGAACUGAAGUCCAUGAUUGAGAAAGUGACUGGGAAGGAUCCAAUAAUCAACUAUGGCUUCUAUGGCUGCUACUGUGGCUGGGGCGGCAGUGGGACCCCCAAGGAUGGUACUGAUUGGUGCUGUUGGAUGCAUGACCGCUGUUAUGGGGAACUGGAGGAGAGAGGCUGUGGCAUCUGGACCCAGUCCUAUGACUACAGAUUCACACAGGGCAUGGUCGUCUGCGGCUACGGGUCCUUCUGUCAGAUGAGGCUGUGUACCUGUGACCGGAAGCUGGUCUACUGCCUGCAGAGAAACCUCUGGAGCUACAGUCCAUUUUACCAGUAUUACCCCAACUUCCUCUGCUAAUGUCCUGUGUGGGCCGUGCCCUCUGCUCUAUUCCUGACUCACACUCCAGAGCCCCAGGGCUACACUUCCAUCCUCCACAGUCCUAGAGAAGCACUCUGAUCCAGGCUUGGCAAAUUCCCAGGAUGGCUGAGCCUGCCCUUGUGAAGUUGGCUCUGGGCCCAGGAGCUCCCCCUCUCCAGGCCAACACUGUGUUGACUUUGCUUUCGAUUUCUGGAAACCGAACUGUCAUUAUCACCCUCCAGAGACCUUUUACUGGAGUAGAAACCAAAUUAACUCUAUAAAUCUGCUAUGUAGAUAAUA